UCUGACGUGGGCUAGACACCUUUCACAGCUUCUCCCUCCCGCAGCUCCAGUGCCCGAGCUUCGCUCUCCCGGUUCCCCAACCCCUUCCCCUCCCCGAUAAGCCCCGCUAGAGCCCAGCAGGGACCCUCUCGAUCCUCAACCCCACCCUAGGCCCCCCGGAAGCUGCCUUCCCUCUCCCCAGUCCCUUACCUUGGGAUCCAGCCAGCCCAGUGGACCCAGGCCCCUGAGCAAGAGGAUAACCCAGGCCACCCAGCCCCUUCGGCCCUCUGGGCCCCACCCCCUGCAGCCGGAGCCGCGCCCCCUCUACCACAGAUUCAGGAGUAGAGGACAGAGGAGAUUGAGCAAAGGGGGUGGGCUCCAGGCAACCCCUAGUCCAAUUCUGCCCCUCCUUCCCAAGGGGCAGAGAAAUUGUCUUCUUUUGCUGACCCUUAGCGGGGGGGGAAAAAAAAGAAAAAAAAAGAAAAGAAAAGAAAGAUAAAAGGAGACGGAGGAAAGGUGGCCGCUAGAUUAUUUAGGACAGGCACAGAGGAAAGAAAUCGGUGUGAGUCGCCAUGGGGACUCCCAGGGCCCAGCACCGGCCGCCUCCCCAGCUGCUGUUCCUAAUUCUGCUGAGCUGUCCCUGGAUUCAGGGUCUGCCCCUGAAGGAGGAGGAGACACUGCCGGAGCCUGGAAGUGAGACCCCCACCGUAGCCUCCGAGGCCCUGGCUGAACUGCUCCAUGGGGCCUUGCUGAGGAGGGGCCCGGAGGAGAUGGGCUAUCUGCCGGGACUCGAUCCAGACCCCACGCUAGCCACCCCUCCAGCGGGCCAGACUCUCGCAGCGCCCUCCCUGCCUCGGGCCACUGAACCAGGGACAGGGCCGCUGACAACAGCCGUAACCCCUAAGGAGGUCAGGGGGGCAGGCCCCACCGCGCCAGAGCUGCUGACUCCGCCCCCAGGAACCACGGCCCCGCCCCCGCCCGGCCCCGCCUCCCCGGGCCCGCCCCUCGGGCCUGAGGGAGGAGAGGAGGAGACCACGACCACCAUCAUCACCACGACCACUGUCACCACUACGGUGACCAGCCCAGUUCUGUGUAAUAACAACAUCUCCGAGGGCGAAGGGUAUGUGGAGUCUCCGGCUUUGAGCACCACCAGCCGCACCUUGGGGCUCCUGGACUGCACUUACAGCAUCCACGUCUACCCUGGCUAUGGCAUCGAGAUCCAGGUGCAGACUCUGAACCUGUCCCAGGAGGAGGAACUCCUGGUGCUGGCUGGUGGCGGGUCCCCAGGCCUGGCCCCCCGACUCCUAGCCAACUCCUCCAUGCUGGGAGAAGGACAGGUCCUUCGAAGCCCAACCAACCGGCUGCUUCUGCACUUCCAGAGUCCCCGGGUCCCACGGGGCGGUGGCUUCAGGAUCCACUAUCAGGCCUACCUCCUGAGCUGUGGCUUCCCUCCCCGGCCGGCCCAUGGGGAUGUGAGUGUGACAGACCUGCACCCUGGCGGCACUGCCACCUUCCACUGUGAUUCAGGCUACCAGCUCCAGGGUGAGGAGACCCUCAUCUGCCUCAAUGGUACCCGGCCAGCCUGGAACGGUGAAACUCCCAGCUGCCUGGCAUCCUGUGGUGGCACCAUCCACAAUGCCACACUGGGCCGCAUCGUGUCCCCUGAGCCUGGGGGAGCUGCAGGGCCCAACCUCACCUGCCGCUGGGUCAUUGAAGCAGCUGAGGGACGCCGGUUGCACCUGCACUUUGAGAGGGUCUCACUGGAUGAAGACAAUGACCGGCUGAUGGUGCGCUCAGGGGGCAGUCCCCUAUCCCCCGUGAUCUACGACUCAGACAUGGAUGACGUCCCAGAGCGGGGUCUCAUCAGUGACGCCCAGUCCCUCUAUGUGGAGCUGCUCUCAGAGACACCCGCCAAUCCCUUGCUGCUGAGCCUCCGAUUUGAAGCCUUUGAAGAGGAUCGCUGCUUUGCCCCCUUCCUGGCACAUGGCAAUGUCACUACAACGGACCCGGAGUACCGCCCAGGGGCACUGGCCACCUUCUCGUGCCUCCCAGGAUAUGCCCUGGAGCCCCCCGGCCCUCCUAAUGCCAUUGAAUGUGUGGAUCCCACAGAACCCCACUGGAACGACACAGAGCCAGCCUGCAAGGCCAUGUGUGGAGGGGAGCUGUCAGAGCCAGCUGGUGUGGUCCUCUCUCCGGACUGGCCCCAGAGCUAUAGCCCUGGCCAGGACUGCGUGUGGGGCCUGCACGUCCAGGAAGAGAGGCGCAUCUUGCUUCAAGUUGAGAUCUUGAAUGUGCGCGAAGGGGACACGCUGACACUGUUCGAUGGGGAUGGUCCCAGCGCCCGAGUCCUGGCCCAGCUGCGGGGACCUCAACCGCGCCGCCGCCUCCUCUCCUCUGGGCCCGACCUCACGCUGCAGUUCCAGGCACCACCCGGGCCCCCAAACCCAGGCCUGGGCCAGGGCUUCGUAUUGCACUUCAAAGAGGUCCCGAGGAACGACACCUGCCCCGAGCUGCCACCUCCAGAGUGGGGCUGGAGAACGGCGUCCCACGGGGACCUGAUCCGGGGCACAGUGCUCACUUAUCAGUGCGAGCCUGGCUAUGAGCUGCUGGGCUCCGACAUUCUCACCUGCCAGUGGGACCUGUCCUGGAGCGCCGCGCCGCCCGCCUGCCAAAAGAUCAUGACUUGCGCCGACCCUGGUGAGAUUACCAACGGCCACCGUACCGCCUCAGAUGCUGGCUUCCCUGUCGGCUCCCAUGUCCAGUACCGCUGUCUGCCUGGGUAUAGCCUGGAAGGGGCAGCCAUGCUCACCUGCUACAGCCGGGACACAGGCACACCCAAGUGGAGCGACCGGGUCCCCAAAUGCGCCUUGAAGUAUGAGCCGUGCCUGAACCCCGGGGUUCCAGAGAAUGGCUACCAGACGCUGUACAAGCAUCACUACCAGGCGGGCGAGUCUCUGCGCUUCUUCUGCUAUGAGGGCUUUGAGCUUAUCGGCGAGGUCACCAUCACCUGUGUGCCCGGCCACCCCUCACAGUGGACCAGCCAGCCCCCACUCUGCAAAGUGGCCUAUGAGGAGCUCCUGGACAACCGAAAACUGGAAGUGACCCAGACUACAGACCCGUCCCGGCAGCUGGAGGGCGGGAACCUCGCCUUGGCCAUCCUGCUGCCUUUAGGCCUGGUCAUUAUCCUCGGCAGUGGCGUUUACAUAUACUACACCAAGCUUCAGGGAAAAUCCCUCUUCGGCUUCUCGGGCUCCCACUCCUACAGCCCCAUCACUGUGGAGUCAGACUUCAGCAACCCGCUGUAUGAAGCUGGGGAUACACGAGAGUAUGAAGUUUCCAUCUGAACCCAAGACUAAGGCUGCAGGACCCAGGACGGCCCUCCCCUCCUCAUUCGGGGCAGGGGAGAGUACAGGACCUGGUCUCGGCCUCCUGGCUCCCCUCUUCCCUGGCUGUGUAAAUAUUCUCCCCAUCCCAUGAGGAGGCUUUGAUGGCCCUGGAGACCCUACAGUAAAUAAACCAGCAUCCUGUCGCCCGAAGCCGCCUCUUCUCGGUUGCCAAACAAGGGGCCUGCCCCCCACCCUACUGGCUUUUGGACCCUGGGAGGGGAACUCAGCCCCCUGCAACUCUUGAAGCCCCUCCAGCCCAGGGCACCCCUCAAGGACUGCCCCAUAGCUCUACUGUUCCCUUGGCCAUAAAAGCCCCUCCCCUCCCAGACGCUCUGGCUCUAGGCCUGACUCCUGGGCCGAGGAGGGUCAGAAGAGGGCUGAAGGGAAGAGCUGGAACAAGGCCCUGCCCCCUUCCUGCCCUCUCUCCCCAACCCACAGUCUCUCCACCUUUGCUUCUGGAUUCUUGUUUUUGAGCAAUAAACAGAAAAUCACCACUUGUAA
Microcebus murinus (gray mouse lemur) is the source of this 3866-nucleotide messenger RNA. RefSeq names its product seizure related 6 homolog like 2 (gene SEZ6L2). Gene Ontology annotation, biological process: synapse maturation; regulation of protein kinase C signaling. Gene Ontology annotation, cellular component: endoplasmic reticulum; neuronal cell body. The record is from RefSeq and is a predicted model, not a curated record. Lineage: Eukaryota; Metazoa; Chordata; Mammalia; Primates; Cheirogaleidae.